UUUGAGACGAAAAUAGUGAACAAAACCAUAGAUUCCUAUGAGAUAUGAAUCAGUGAUCCACUGAACGCCACACAAGACAUCGCUCGCAGCGCUUCCAACCAUCGGAUCCACGCAAUGGCCGCUUCACUCAACACGACCGACGAGUUGGUGGUGUCUUAUCCGUCAAACAAGACUCCAUUCCUCAUUGGCGUCACUGGCGGAACCGCUUCGGGAAAGUCGACGGUUUGCGACAAAAUAAUGGAACAGUUGGGCGAAGACAGUGUCGCCAAUCGUGAGCGUCGAGUGGUCUGUAUAUCUCAGGACAGCUUUUAUCGGUCUCUGACUCCCGAGGAGAGGGCCCUCGCCUUCAAAGGCAACUUCGACUUCGAUCACCCGACGGCUUUCGAUGAGGACCUCAUGGCGAGCACUUUGAACGACAUUCUUGAGGGCAAAACCGUUCGCGUCCGACAGUAUGACUUCAAAGAGCACACUGUGUUAGUGAUGAGUCCAGUGGACACACCAUUCCUCCACAUUCUUGUCGUUACUAAUUGUUGUGAUUCUUAUGGAAAUAGUGGUGAAACGGAGCAAAUAGUAUAUCCGGCGGAUGUGGUUCUGGUUGAAGGCAUUCUUGUGUUUUAUUUCAAACAAAUCCGAGAUCUCUUUCAUAUGAAGCUAUUCGUGGACACGGAUUCCGAUACAAGACUUUCCAGACGUGUCUUACGCGAUGUGAAGGAGAGGAAUAGGGAUUUGGAGACAGUUCUCAAUCAGUACACGAAGUUUGUUAAGCCAUCGUUUGAGGAGUUUUGUCAACCCACCAAGAAGUGGGCGGAUGUGAUAAUACCUCGCGGGGCCGACAAUAAUGUUGCCAUUGAUUUGAUCGUUCAGACAAUUAAAGAAUUGCUGCAAAACCCUCGAAUCCGUUCGUCGAGUCCAUUGUCACCACCACCUAAUCUGGCGGCACAAAUGGAUCAGUUCAGGAGGUCUGCCGUCACUCGCAGUGUGUCGGUCGGCAGCUCUUCGCGUCCGCAUUGAAUGCCUGUCCCAUCGGAUAAAUACCUAAUCUUAUUGUUAUUUCUGAUAAAAUAUAUUCAUUUUUGUUGUGCAAUACGUUCGACGCCUUUACAUAUUAUAACUGUUUUUUGUUUUUGAAACUAUUUUUAAGUAUUUUAUUUGAACGAAACUAAGACUAAAAUAUAAAUGAUAUAUAAAAGUAUAUUUACCGGU
Molecule: messenger RNA, 1203 nt
Organism: Oppiella nova
Lineage: Eukaryota; Metazoa; Arthropoda; Arachnida; Sarcoptiformes; Oppiidae
Source: the annotation of a GenBank genome assembly